Messenger RNA from Mangifera indica (mango), 1323 nucleotides. RefSeq lists its product as uncharacterized. The transcript is spliced from 4 exons. The coding region runs from base 111 to 1094 and encodes 327 amino acids. Lineage: Eukaryota; Viridiplantae; Streptophyta; Magnoliopsida; Sapindales; Anacardiaceae. The record is from RefSeq and is a predicted model, not a curated record.
GCUGUGAGCACAUGAUGAUGCCAUCUCAUAUAAAAUAUACAAAAACAUACUUUAUUGUAUUAGCAGCUUCUACAGCCACUGGAAGAACCCUAAUUCUCUAAACCAACCCAAUGUCACGACGCGAGGGUCGGGAAACUGACUCCAGACGACACCGUUCUAGAUAUCACCGAGAACCCAGUCCUAAAAAGCCUAGAAGGGAUGGGAAACCUGCAACAGAAAAAGUACCCAGCAGCAAUAAUUUGGAUGUUGAAGACCAUGUAGAUCAGGAUCAAACACGCCGCCACUGGCUACGAGAUGCAUUACCACUUGGGACUCCAUCUGCACCUGAUUCUAAGGUUGAAACUGGUUCUCUUACCAAAGAAACUGCCCAGAACCCCAGUAUUCUGGAGAAAAACAAGCAUUCUUCUGAUCCAACUGAUAUACCACGCUAUCAAACUUAUUUUCAGCACCAUGAGCGUGGUAAUGCCGCGCAAGUUGGUCAAAGCUUUAGUCGUGGAGCUACUUCUGAUCGAGAAUGGCGGAGGGAUUCAAGGAUUCAAAGAGAUGAAAGAGCUGCUGACAAGAAUGAAGCAUAUGAUACACAGCUAAGAGAUGAAAAAUCACAAGGUAAAGGGGUUAACAGCAGUGUUUGGCACCAUGAUGAAUACUUCAAAUUGGAGACUGAUCCACCACCACCUGCCCAGAAAAGACGAGCAUUUAGGGAAGAGAAGAUCUCAUUGAACUCUAAUAUUGUAGAUAAAACAGCAGAAGAAUCAGUCAAUGUAAGGAAUCCUGUACGAGGAAUUGAUAGAAGGGAGCAGAGGGUUCAUGACUCCCACCAUUCAGAUAGAGCGGAGAAGCCAUCUUCAGGAGAUAGGUUGCCAAACAGGGGAGAAGCACAAAGGGUUGGGUAUCUUUCGAGACAGAGGUAUGUCAACAGUGGUCGUGGUGAUUUUAGGGGAAGAGAUAGAUUUGAUGGAAGGCAAGGGCUUCGCCCAAAUGGUGCUGGAGGUGAAAAGUGGAAGCAUGACCUGUUUCAAGAUGCUAACAGGAGUCCCAGUCCAAAGGAUGAAGAAGAUCAGAUUGCAAAAGUGGAAGCACUCCUAGCUUCAUAGUAAUUAGCAACUUCAGGUUUAUAUUAGAUUACCGUUUGCAAUGCUUUUUGUGGUUUGGUUUUGAAGUUUUCAUUUGAUACAAAAAUACAGUAAUGGUCUCAGAUAGUACAAGUUUUUUGCUUGUGUUCAUGAAUACACUAUGUUUUGCCGACCUUCCUGAAUGGACUAUUUUCAAGGUUUCACUUUCACCUUCAUGAAUGGACUACAUUCAGAAUUUGAUCUUUUUUCA